CUGGUUGUCUCCCUUUAGUUACCCGGAUAAAGAUUGGCUUUAUAUAAGGUACUAUCGGAGGCGGGGGGUUGUAGUUCAAACCAACAAUCGGUUGUCGAUAAGAAAAACCUAGAUAUUGUGCCACAGCGGCAGAAAUUAUUUGUACAUUUUAAAUAUGGCUGGUGGUAAGGCAGGUAAAGACUCCGGGAAGACCAAGACGAAAGCUAUUUCGCGCUCGCAGAGAGCCGGACUGCAGUUCCCAGUGGGUCGUAUUCACAGACACCUUAAGUCCAGAACCACCAGCCACGGCAGAGUGGGAGCCACUGCAGCGGUGUACAGCGCGGCUAUUCUUGAAUACCUCACGGCCGAGGUUCUGGAGCUGGCAGGAAACGCAUCAAAGGAUCUUAAAGUGAAACGUAUUACUCCACGCCACUUGCAGCUGGCCAUUAGAGGAGAUGAAGAGCUGGAUUCACUUAUCAAAGCCACUAUUGCUGGAGGAGGUGUGAUCCCGCACAUCCACAAGUCUCUGAUUGGAAAGAAGGGCCAGCAGAAGACUGUAUAACCUGAAGUGCUCUGGAAGUCUGCAUCAUGUGGUUAAAUGUCUUAGAUUAGAACACCUUUGUAUUGAGCUUGCAGUUACUCACCUGGGGUAUUUUUUAAAAGUGGCUUCAGAGAAGCUCAUUUCUUGUGUUUUUCCUUAUUUUUCUGGUGCUGCGGUUUUUGUGUUGAAACUUGCUUUUGUGGCGUUCCCAUGUUCAAAGUGGUGUUUUAAUAAAGCUCUCAAUGGGCAUUUGCAGUUUCUUCUUUCA
Acanthopagrus latus (yellowfin seabream) is the source of this 788-nucleotide messenger RNA. RefSeq names its product histone H2A.Z. The record is from RefSeq and is a predicted model, not a curated record. Gene Ontology annotation, cellular component: nucleosome. The coding region runs from base 155 to 541 and encodes 128 amino acids. Gene Ontology annotation, molecular function: protein heterodimerization activity; DNA binding; structural constituent of chromatin. The transcript has 5 exons. Lineage: Eukaryota; Metazoa; Chordata; Actinopteri; Spariformes; Sparidae.